This is a messenger RNA of Cydia amplana, 1230 nucleotides long. RefSeq lists its product as uncharacterized. The transcript has 4 exons. Gene Ontology annotation, biological process: sensory perception of smell; detection of chemical stimulus involved in sensory perception of smell. The record is from RefSeq and is a predicted model, not a curated record. Gene Ontology annotation, cellular component: plasma membrane. Bases 6 to 1223 code for a protein of 405 amino acids. Gene Ontology annotation, molecular function: odorant binding; olfactory receptor activity. NCBI's taxonomy places the organism in Eukaryota, Metazoa, Arthropoda, Insecta, Lepidoptera, Tortricidae.
ACGGCAUGAUGGAGACGUUGAAUAAGUUCGGCCUCGCGCACUGCGAUCUGCCGACCAUGAUGUGGAAUGUCGCAGUUGCGCUGCGAGUGGUGGCGGUGAAGAUCGAGGGUGGCGCCAAAUCAAUCCCGAUAUUCUUCUACCUUCUGGCGACGGUAUCCAUAGUGAUUUACUUCUUCAACUACCACGCGUCCGUGAUCGUCUUCGUGUUCGUGGACUGCCGUGAGACGGGCGACAUCCUGGCCGGCAUCAUGGUGGUAUCCACCAGCUUGACCGGCUUGAUUGGCAUCAACAAGCUGAUGUACAUGCUGAUGCAUCAGGACAAAGUGCAAUCAUUAGUGGCUGACUACAUAUCCUAUGACCGCAUGCCCCUCUGGCCAGGCACCGCUGCCCUAAUGGCCGACCUCAUGAGGAAUGUUAAAAAGAGACUGAUAUUGUUCUGGACUGUCACGAUGGGCAACGCUUUCAUCUUUAAUUUGCAGCCACUUGUGAUGCCGUCGAAACUUAAUUUGUAUGACAAACACGUGGUGUAUGGUUUGAAAUAUAUCUUGGGCAUAAAAAAUUACCCGAUCGCUAUAUGCAAUAUAGCCAUCAGCACUUACUUUAUCUGCUACGUAACCUCAAGUAUCGGAGGUUUCCUCAUCGUAACCACUGGUUACAGUGAAGUAAGAUUGCUGGCUCUCGGCCAAGAAUUGCGAGAUCUCUGGAGCGAUGCGCUUAAACACUACAGUGAGAAUUUUGAAGGCGAUAGUGAAGAUAAAGAAGCAGAAAAGGAAUUGAAUGAUUAUGUUAAAUAUCGCUUGCAAAUCAUAGUUAAAAGCCACGCAAUUAAUAUUGAUGUUAUAGAGAAGCUUGAAGGUUUAUUCCGUAAAGCGAUUGCAGUAGAAUUUAUUUUGCUUACAGCAUGUUUUAGUAUUGCUCUCUUAGGAGGGUUGGAGGACACCUAUAUAAUCUUACCUUUUUCCAUGAUGCUAGUGGGUAUGGACUGCUAUUUGGGGCAGAAGUUGAUGGAUGCUUGCAAAGUUUUCGAGGACGCUAUCUACGAUUGUAAGUGGGAGAAUUUCGAUGUUCAAAAUAGGAAGACGGUGCUGUUGCUGCUGAAGAUGUCUCAGAGAACGCUGUCCCUGUCGGCGGGUGGCGUGGCCACGCUCAGCUUUGAGAGUUUAAUGGCCAUGUAUAAAGCUGUGUAUUCCGCUUAUACAACUUUACGAUCAACGAUGGAAUAAAUGAAAA